AUGCACACAGCGACUAACUUUUAUUUGUUUAGCCUUGCUGUUUCUGACCUUAUACUUCUCAUGUGCGGAUUACCGAUCGAAGCAUAUCGUCUCUGGAAUCCACUUACAUAUCCAUUAGGAGAAGCAUUUUGUAUAACGUUGGGACUAGCAUCAGAGACAUCAGCGAAUGCUACAGUCUUAACAAUAACAGCGUUUACCGUGGAGAGGUAUAUAGCUAUUUGUCGACCUUUUAUGUCUCAUACGAUGUCGAAGCUAUCAAGAGCGGUGCGUUUUAUUAUAGCAAUAUGGAUAUGCGCUUUAUGUACAGCUGUGCCACAAGCGAUGCAAUUUGGCAUUGUGUUCUACGUUGAGAACGGCCAGAGCGUAAGUGCUUGCACAGUCAAGGGACCCGGUGUUCACCAAGUGUUUGUUAUAUCUAGUUUUGUGUUCUUCGUUGCACCAAUGUCAGUAAUUACUGUGUUAUACGUGUUUAUAGGAGUUAAGUUACGCACAUCUCGUGUUUUGCAUCCGACGAAAAAUUUAAGUACUAAUGGGUCGGAAAGAUUUAGUACUCACAUCAGAUAUCGUUACGGCACAUCGCAAAGAAGAGUGAUUAGGAUGUUGGUUGCUGUGGCGUUAUCUUUCUUCGUUUGUUGGGCUCCUUUCCACGUUCAACGAUUAUUGGCUAUUUAUGGCAAAAGUAUGGAUCAUCCCACAGACACAUUUUUCAUGGUGUACCUUGUUUUGACGUAUCUAUCCGGCGUGUUGUAUUUUCUUUCGACUGCGAUAAACCCAUUCCUUUACAACAUUAUGUCGAAUAAAUUCAGGAAUGCUUUUAAGACGACAUUGGCGUCUUGGUGCAGUCGUAGGAAUAGACCUAUGGGGCGCAUGUACAGCGCCCUGCUCGCGUCUCAAAGACAACGCGCUUUAGCCAAUGCAGCCGAACGAGCCACCAAACAACGCCAUCUACGUCGCCAUUCCACUGCUGUCACCCAAAUUUGUGACGCACCGCCGAGAGUGCAGUGUUACAACGGGCGAGAGUUAGCAGCAGUGAACGAAUUGCCGAGCGGUAACGGAUGUCGGCAUUGGCGGCUACGACUUGCGCUCGACGAACCUUCGGAUUCGAUCGGAUCUCCGCGCAGCAUAUCCAACUCCAGUUUGCGCGAAGUUGAUGAGGAACUGACCGGUGAAGAGCUUGCCACAUACCUGUACCAAGUCAAUUGUCAUAUAGGUGGACUCACCUGA
Molecule: messenger RNA, 1224 nt
Organism: Parnassius apollo (apollo)
Lineage: Eukaryota; Metazoa; Arthropoda; Insecta; Lepidoptera; Papilionidae
Source: the annotation of a GenBank genome assembly